AGGCAAAAACCUGGGGCAUUUUCUGGGGAAGGUCCCAAAAGAUCUCUCUAGGGGUUCAAAAAGCUCCCCAGGGGAAGUUCUAAGGGUGAACUCCCAGGAGUCAGAAAAAUAUUUGAUGAGGUCCUCAAGAAGUGACUCAAAAAAUGAUUUAUCAGGAAGUGUAAACAAAAAUCAUCUGGGAAACAUGCUAACACUCCACUUAGGCCUGAAGUCAGGGCAGAUCAAUGAGGGUUUGAUCCCGCUCAGUGUGCGUCAAUCCUGGCUUGCUCUCAACUCUCCUUUUUCCAGGUCUGACACCCAGGUAGUAACUGGGAAUCUAGCACUGUCCAAAAGUUGGGAAGAAGCCUGCACAAGUUCCUCCCAGGAGUUUUACUUCCUAAAACCUUGCACUCAGCAGAUGUUGGAAGAACAUAUUACAAAGUUUCGGGCCAAGCACAAAUGGGGCCUGCCCCUCAAGGUCCUGAAGCCCAUAAAUGUCUUUAAAUUGAAAAAAGCUGAGUCCUUACCCCUUACACUAUGUGCCUUGCCCUCCUCAACCACCUGUGAAUCUGGGAUUGACAAGCUCCUGGUAAAACCACCUCAGGUAGGUCCAAGAGAAGUGACCAAAGAAUCAGUUCCCACACUAUCAAGUUGCCUCCUUGUCUCCUCCCCUGCAAAUCAGGAGAUCCAGAGGGCCCUGAGAGUGCCUUCAUGGAGCCAUGACCAUGGGUCCUCAGAGGCUCCUCCACCUAGACAGGAGAGAAGGCAACCUUCUCAGUCCCUCUCAUGCAACCUCGUGGGCAGAACCAGGCAGAGUGGGACUGUCCUUGUGGCCGGGAGGGACAGCCUGCAGAUAAGACCAAGUUCAACAAUGACCAGGAAUGAACAAGGGAAGAAGUAUGGGGACUGGGCCACACAAGACCCAUACCACAGCGUAGCACUGUUGGAGAUGAACUUAGGAUCCCAGUCUUUGAAAGCCGAAGAGACGAAUGAAACAGUGCCAACAUGCAGCAUCCUCUUGGAAACCAGUGUGCUAGCAAACCUUCAAGCCACAAAUGAGAAGAGUGGUUUAGAGACUUCAGGGACCAGCGAAAGUCUCCUACUUCCUAGCAUGUCUGUCACCCAAAAGGCAGGAAAGCCAUGCCUUAAGACAAAAGUUAGUGUAGUAGAGCCCAGUGUGGAGAUAAAGUCAGAAAGCCGGACUCAAGUUUGUGACAUGGGUUCGCUCCUUCCAGACUGUUCUGCUGGCAUGUCCCUUGUUGAAGACUGCUUGGCUACUCAGACAUCACAGUGUCAUCUCCAGUGUGUCCCCAUGGGGAACAUGCCAACUUCCCAAGUGGUAAGUGACCACACAGUAGCUAGAAAGAGCAAGUUGAGGCAGCUGGAGACCGGGAGCUCAAACCAUCGGGGUUCAUGGAAGAGCCAAAGCAAUAUUUUUACCUCUACCUACAAGAAUGAGGACUGCAGGAGGCGCAACCCAAGAAAGCAUGAAGAAAGAGUUGAAAAAUUAUUAACCUCCCAACUUACCCCAGUCAGGAGAAUAGACAGCCUUGAGAGUAAAAGAGUCCAGAUCCUGCUGCAAAAGGAACGGGUUCCUUCGGAAAGCCCAUUCAAAAAGAAACUGAGGUGCUUUCUUCACUGGAUUUUCUGUAAGAUAAAAGGCAAAAGGCAAGAAGGCCCUCUGCAAAAAGGCAAGCUUUCACCAGCCACUGCCCAGAGCCAAGGACCAUUCAAAACCAGGUCAUGUGUGGGCAAAAACACUGAGGAAGCUCAGCAUCUCAUGACAACUCUCGAACAAGUACUAGAGAAGAAAAUGGUGCUUCACCACAGAAUUCGAGCCUCAAAGUUAAAACAGUGCAAAGAGGAACUCAAAGGCCCAGCCCUGAAGUUUUCUUGCAAGCGCAAACUUCCCUUAAACACAGAGCAAAAGAAAAGGUCAAGUUAUGCAGCCUGCAACCAACAAGCCACAACUAAGAGGCAGGUUUGUUCUCUCAGAGAAAGGCAAGUUAGAAACCAACAGUCAUUGAAAAAUACACGAUUCUGGAAUGAGCCAAGAGGCCCAAGUCAUUCCCAACUCCUGCUCCUCAGAAAGGCUGCGACCCUAGCCCAUCCCUGUCAACACAGGCCAAGGAUGCUAAAUGUCUCCGGCCACCGUCACCAUUGCCCAAGGCACUGUCUUGUUCGGAGAGGUGUUUUGUCUUGGCAGCCAAAACAUUUUUCUCUUGCGUUUCCUAGAAAAAUAUGUCUCUGAGAAAAUAAUUCAAUUCCUAUCGAGAAAAAUUAAUUUUUCUCAUGUUAGUACAUCUAAAAUAUUUAAUGUU
Messenger RNA from Tupaia belangeri chinensis (Chinese tree shrew), 2300 nucleotides. Its product is annotated as spermatogenesis-associated protein 31A6-like. The transcript has a single exon. The record is from RefSeq and is a predicted model, not a curated record. Bases 116 to 2230 code for a protein of 704 amino acids. Lineage: Eukaryota; Metazoa; Chordata; Mammalia; Scandentia; Tupaiidae.